AUGCCGCGCAGCCCGACGUCCAGCGAGGACGAGAUGGCCCAGAGCUUCUCCUACUCUUCGGACGAAUCGGACUCGGACAGCUCCAAGGAAGAGACCAUUUACGACACCAUCCGGGCCACAGCAGAAAAGCCGGGCGGCGCCAGGACAGAGGAGAGCCAGGGCAACACGCUGGUGCUGCGAAUCGUCAUCGAGGACCUGCAGCAGACGAAAUGCAUUCGAUUUAACCCAGAUGCGACAGUGUGGGUUGCAAAGCAGCGGAUUCUGUGCUCGUUGAACCAGAGCCUGAAGGACGUCCUGAACUACGGGCUGUUCCAGCCGGCGAGCGACGGGCGCGACGGCAAGUUCUUGGAUGAGGAGCGGCUUCUGCGCGCGUACCCGCAGCCCGCGGGCAGGGGCAUCCCCUCCCUGGAGUUUCGCUACAAGAAGCGGGUGUAUAGACAAUCCAAUCUGGAUGAGAAACAGUUGGCCAAGCUGCACACAAAGACCAACCUGAAAAAAUGCAUGGAUUACAUCCAGCAUCGUUCGGUGGAAAAGGUUGUCAAGAUGCUGGAACGAGGCCUGGAUCCGAAUUUCCAUGACCUGGAGACCGGAGAGACUCCCCUGACCUUAGCCGCGCAGCUGGACGACCCCGUGGAGGUGAUCAAAGCUCUCCGAAACGGCGGGGCCCACCUGGACUUCCGCGCCAAAGACGGGAUGACGGCCCUGCACAAAGCCGCCCGCGCCAGGAGCCUGCUGGCCCUGAAGACCCUGUUGGAGCUUGGAGCAUCCCCGGAUUAUAAGGACAGCUACGGUCUCACGCCGCUGUAUCACACUGCGGUGGUCGGGGGCGACCCCUGCUGCUGCGAGCUGCUGCUGCACGAGCACGCGGCCGUGAGCUGCAAGGACGAGAACGGCUGGCACGAGAUCCACCAGGCCUGCAGGUACGGACACGUGCAGCACCUGGAGCACCUGCUCUUCUAUGGGGCUGACAUGGGGGCCCAGAACGCCUCGGGGAACACUGCCCUGCACAUCUGCGCCCUCUACAACCAGGACAGCUGUGCACGCGUGCUGCUGUUUCGGGGUGGAGAUAAGGAAUUGAAGAACUACAACAGCCAGACCCCAUUCCAGGUGGCGAUCAUAGCUGGUAACUUCGAGCUGGCUGAGUACAUCAAGAACCACAAGGAAACCGACAUCGUGCCCUUCCGAGAGGCCCCGGCGUACUCCAACCGAAGGCGACGGCCCCCCAGCACACUGGCCGCCCCCCGGGUUCUGCUGCGUUCCAACAGCGACAACAACCUCAAUGCCAGCGCGCCUGACUGGGCCGUCCACUCGGCCGGCCCCCACCGCAGCCUCUCGCCCCAGCUGCCGCAGCAGAUGCUCAGCAAGCCCGACGGGGCCGUGAAGACCCUUGGGAGCUACACCUCCGGACCCCGCAGCCGAUCCCCCUCGCUCAACAGGCUGGGCGGCACCGGCGAGGAUGGCAAGAGGCCCUGGCAGCCCUGGCACGUCGGUCCGGCUUUCCUGCCAGGCGCCAACAAGGAUGCGCUCUCGGCCUUCGAGUACCCGGGGCCCAAGAGGAAGCUGUACAGCGCGGUCCCCGGGAGGCUCUUCGUUGUCGUCAAGCCCUACCAGCCCCAGGUCGAUGGUGAGAUCCCCCUUCACCGUGGCGACAGGGUCAAAGUUCUGAGCAUCGGCGAAGGGGGCUUCUGGGAAGGCAGCGCCCGCGGCCACAUCGGAUGGUUCCCAGCCGAGUGUGUGGAGGAGGUCCAGUGCAAGCCCAAGGACAGCCAGGCAGAAACUCGUGCAGACCGCAGCAAGAAACUCUUCCGCCACUACACGGUCGGCUCUUAUGACAGCUUUGAUGCUUCCAGUGACUGCAUCAUCGAGGAGAAGACCGUGGUCCUACAGAAGAAAGACAAUGAGGGUUUCGGAUUUGUGCUCCGCGGGGCGAAAGCGGAUACGCCCAUCGAAGAGUUCACGCCAACGCCAGCGUUCCCAGCCCUGCAGUACCUGGAGUCCGUGGAUGAAGGUGGGGUGGCAUGGCAAGCCGGACUGAGGACUGGGGACUUCUUGAUUGAGGUUAACAACGAGAAUGUCGUGAAGGUCGGCCACCGGCAGGUGGUGAACAUGAUCCGCCAGGGAGGGAAUCACCUCGUCCUCAAGGUGGUCACAGUGACCAGGAAUCUCGACCCAGACGACACGGCCAGGAAGAAAGCUCCUCCGCCCCCGAAGCGCGCCCCGACCACGGCCCUCACGCUGCGCUCCAAGUCCAUGACCUCGGAGCUGGAGGAGCUCGUGGAUAAAGCCUCCGUCCGGAAGAAGAAGGAUAAACCCGAUGAGAUAGUCCCAGCCUCCAAGCCAUCCCGAACUGCUGAGAGCGUGGCAGUGGAGUCCAGGGUGGCCACCAUCAAGCAGCGGCCCACCAGCCGGUGCUUCCCCUCUGUCUCGGACGUGAACUCCGUGUACGAACGCCAGGGGAUCGCCGUGAUGACGCCCACCGUUCCUGGGAGCCCGAAAGGCCCGUUCCUGGGCCUCCCUCGAGGUACGAUGCGAAGGCAAAAAUCAAUAGACAGCAGAAUCUUUCUAUCAGCCCCGCCACAGUCGGUGCCCCCCUCUCCUCCCCCACCCUCCCCCACUGCCUACAACUGCCCCAAGUCCCCAACUCCCAGAGUCUACGGGACGAUCAAGCCCGCGUUCAAUCAGAACUCCGCCGCCAAGGUGACCCCGGCAGCUCGCUCCGACACGGUGGCCACCAUGAUGAGGGAGAAGGGGCUGUACCACAGGAGGGAGCUGGACCGCUACUCCCUGGACUCCGAGGACCUCUACAGCCGCAACGCCGCCGCCCAGGCCGCCUUCCGCGGCAAGAGGGGGCAGAUGCCCGAAAACCCGUACUCCGAGGUGGGGAAGGUGGCCAGCAAAGCCGUCUACGUCCCCGCCAAGCCCGCCAGGCGGAAGGGCGUGCUGGUAAAGCAGCCCAACGUGGAGGACAGCCCCGAGAAGACGUGCUCCAUCCCCAUCCCGACCAUCAUCGUCAAGGAGCCCUCCACCAGCAGCAGCGGCAGGAGCAGCCAGGGCAGCAGCACGGAGGUCGAGCCCCAGGCCUCCGAGCAGCCGGGCCAGCUGCGGCCCGACGACAGCCCGGCCGCCAGCAGCCCCUUCGCCGCCGCCAUCGCCGGCGCCGUCCGCGACCGGGAGAAGCGGCUGGAGGCCAGGAGGAACUCGCCGGCCUUCCUGUCCACGGACCUGGGGGACGAGGACGUGGGCCUGGGGCCGCCCGCCCCCCAGGCACGGCCCUCCAAGUUCCCCGAGGAGGGCGGGUUCGGCGAGGAGGACGGCACCGAGCAGCUGUCGUCACCCACGCCAGGGGCGGCGACCGGGGAGCCCGAGAACCACUUUGUGGGUGGUGGCGAGGCCGGAGCUCAGGGUGAGGCCGGCAGGCCACUGAAUUCCACGUCCAAAGCCAAGGGGCCCGAGAGCAGCCCUGCAGCUCCCCUCAAGAGCAGCAGUGCGGCCGGCCCCGAGAAUUACGUCCACCCGCUCACGGGGAGGCUGCUGGACCCGAGCUCCCCGCUGGCCCUGGCGCUCUCUGCGAGGGACCGAGCCUUGAAGGAGUCCCAGCAGGGCCCCAAGGGGGAGGCCCCCAAGGCCGACCUCAACAAACCUCUCUACAUCGAUACCAAAAUGCGGCCCAGCGGGGAAGCAGGCUUCCCUCCGGUCACCAGGCAGAACACGCGGGGGCCCCUGAGGCGGCAGGAGACGGAAAACAAGUACGAGGCCGACCUGGGCAAGGAGCGGAAGGGCGACGAGAAGGGCACGCUCACCAACGUCGCGGAUGCGUCCCAGCGGAAGUCGGCCGGCCUGCUGAUGGUACACACCGUGGACGUGGCCAGGCCGGACGCCUUCCUGCAGGAAGAGGACGAGGAUGCCGACGCGGAAACGAAGCCGGACCGCUCGCCGUCCGAGGUGCCAGAAGGCGUUCCCGAAACUGAAGGUGCUUUACCGAUCCCCGCUGGCCCCGAGCCCGCGGCCGCCGCGCCCGGCAGGACCGUCGUGGCGGCGGGCUCCGUGGAGGAGGCGGUGAUCUUGCCGUUCCGCAUCCCUCCCCCACCUCUGGCGUCCGUGGAUCUGGAUGAGGAUUUUAUUUUUACAGAGCCACUGCCUCCUCCCCUGGAAUUUGCAAACAGUUUUGAUAUCCCCGAUGACCGCGUUGCUUCUGUCCCUGCACUCUCGGACCUGGUCAAGCAGAAGAAAAACGACGCCCCCCAGUGCCCUUCGUUGAACUCCAGCCAGCCCACCAACUCUGCGGACAGUGAGAAGCCAGCUGGCCUUUCGAACUGUCUGCCCGCCUCAUUCCUGCCACCCCCCGAAAGCUUUGACGCCGUCACGGACUCUGGGAUCGAGGAGGCGGACAGCCGGAGCAGCAGCGACCACCACCUCGAGACGACCAGCACCAUCUCCACGGUCUCCAGCAUCUCCACCCUGUCCUCCGAGGGCGGGGAGAGCGUGGACACCUGCACCGUCUAUGCAGAUGGGCAGGCGUUUACGGCCGACAAGCCCCCAGUACCUCCGAAGCCAAAAAUGAAGCCCGUGAUUCACAAAGGCAACGCGCUUUACCACGACGCGCUGCUGGAGGAGGACGCGGACAGCUUUGUGAUCCCCCUGCCGGCACGCCCGCCGCCCCCCGGCGCGGCCCAGCCCGGGACCACGAAGGUUAUCCAGCCGAGGACCUCCAGGCUGUGGGGUGACAUCUCGGAGGUCAAAAGCCCGAUUCUCUCUGGCCCAAAGGCGAACGUGAUUAGUGAGUUGAACUCAAUCCUGCAGCAAAUGAACCGAGAGAAAACGGCAAAGCCGGGGGAAGGACUGGACUCGCCAGCGGGAUCCAAGCCUGCCAGCCUCGCUCCAAGAGGCCCAGAGGUCAUGAGCACCGUCUCAGGUACGCGGAGCACGACGGUCACCUUCACGGUUCGCCCUGGGACCUCCCAGCCCAUCACCCUGCAGAGCCGGCCCCCAGACUAUGAGAGCAGGACCUCAGGACCAAGACGUGCCCCCAGCCCCGUGGUCUCGCCCACAGAGCUGAACAAAGAGAUCCUGCCUGCGCCCCUGUCCGCUGCCGCCGCGGCUCCCUCUCCCACCCUCUCGGAUGUCUUCGGCCUCCCAAGCCAGCCCCCUCCCGGGGACCUGUUUGGCUUGAACCCAGCGGGACGCAGCAGGUCGCCAUCCCCCUCCAUACUGCAACAGCCAAUCUCCAAUAAGCCUUUUACAACUAAACCUGUCCACCUGUGGACUAAACCAGACGUGGCGGACUGGCUGGAAAGCCUCAACCUGGGUGAGCAUAAAGAGGCCUUCAUGGACAACGAGAUCGACGGCAGCCACCUGCCAAACCUCCAGAAGGAAGACCUCAUAGAUCUGGGCGUGACGCGAGUCGGGCACAGAAUGAACAUAGAAAGGGCUUUGAAGCAGCUGCUGGACAGAUAA
Lipotes vexillifer (Yangtze River dolphin) is the source of this 5454-nucleotide messenger RNA. It is a transcript of the gene SHANK2, whose product is annotated as SH3 and multiple ankyrin repeat domains 2. NCBI's taxonomy places the organism in Eukaryota, Metazoa, Chordata, Mammalia, Artiodactyla, Lipotidae. Gene Ontology annotation, molecular function: ionotropic glutamate receptor binding; synaptic receptor adaptor activity. The transcript is spliced from 24 exons. Gene Ontology annotation, cellular component: postsynaptic density; dendritic spine; postsynaptic membrane. Bases 1 to 5454 code for a protein of 1817 amino acids. The record is from RefSeq and is a predicted model, not a curated record.